AUGCGAAAAUCGUUCAAGGAUUCACUCAAAGCUCUCGAAGCUGAUAUCCAGUUCGCCAACACCCUGGCAUCUGAGUAUCCAGAGGAGUAUGAUGGUGGCUGCGUCCAGAUGAGACUCUCAUACAGCCCAGCGGCUCAUCUCUUUCUCUUCCUUCUUCAGUGGACAGAUUGUCAUUUCGCAGGCGCUUUGGGAUUGCUUCGGAUCCUUAUUUAUAAGGCAUAUGUUGAUGGGAAGACCACAAUGUCGCUACACGAACGGAAAGCUAGCAUCAAAGAAUUCUACGAUGUGUUGUUUCCUUCGCUAUUGCAACUCCAAGGAGGGAUAACAGACGUGGAAGAGAGGAAACAAAAGGAGAUAUGCGACAAAAGGUACCGGAAAAGGGACACAACAGAGAAAGGGAAGAUGUCAGAGAUCGAGUUGGAGAGGGAAGAGGAGUGUGGCAUUUGCUUGGAGAUUCGAAACAAAGUGGUUCUUCCUACUUGCAAUCACUCCAUGUGUAUCAACUGCUACAGAAACUGGCGCGCAAGGUCACAGUCGUGCCCGUUCUGUCGAGGCAGCUUGAAAAGAGUGAAUUCUGGUGAUCUCUGGGUUUACACUUCCAUCAAAGAGGUUGUGGAGUUGCCUGCCAUUUACAAGGAUAAUCUCAAGCGGUUGUUAAUCUACAUUGACAAACUGCCUCUCGUUGCUUCUGACCCAACUCUUGUUCCCUACGCUCCUCUUUCUCGCUCUUAA
Thlaspi arvense is the source of this 732-nucleotide messenger RNA. The record is from the annotation of a GenBank genome assembly. Lineage: Eukaryota; Viridiplantae; Streptophyta; Magnoliopsida; Brassicales; Brassicaceae.